ACCUGCAAGCUAGCCACCUUCCUGCUCUACCUCAGCCUGUACGCGAACGUGCUAACGGUCACUCUACUCGGUGUCCAGCGCUAUCUCCAGGUGUUAUACCCGCAAAUGUGGAACCGGCUGGGGCGCAAGGGGAAGGCGGCGCUCGUCCUGGCUCUGUGGGGGCUCGCCUGCGCCCUGACUGCCCCCGCCGUGACCACUCGCUAUGUGGGUGAUGGAGAGCUCAAGUGCCGGAGACACAGUGGAUCCGAUGCUGAAAGAGUAGCGGUCCUCAUCUUGGAGACCUUUCUGGGGUUUGUGGUCCCAUUCUUUGUGCUGGUCACGUCCUACUGCUGCCUCCACCGGCGGGUGAACCAGACGGCGCUGUUCAACAGCGCCAGGUUGACGCGGCUGGUCACCAGUGUGCUGGUCGCCUUCUUAGUCCUCUGGGUCCCCGUGCACAUCGUCAACAUGGUGGACAUUGCCGGCAUGGUGCUGCGGGCUUCCCGGCCAGAGGCGUCGGCAGCGCUGCUGCGCCACAGGAGCGCGGCAGCACGUGUUGUACGGAGCUUCACAUUUGUCAACAGCUGCCUGGACCCCUUCCUGUACGCCUUCGCCUCACGGAGGAACUGGAAGUAGCCCAAGUGGGAAGCAGGCCACAAAAAUCGGAUGUCUGAAGUCGUCCUCUGCAGGUGCGACUAAAGGGAUGUGACUGGCAUGCCAACCCAUAACUCUAACCCUCACCCUACCUAUAACCAAACCCCCUAACCGUAACACGUCCUUUCACCCCUGCUAUUUGUCCUCAACAAAAUUCACAUUAUUUGGUUGCUGAAUCUGGGUCUGUAUAGCCUGAACUUUCUGUGUAUCCAUAGGGUAGCCUAGAUUAGURCCUUUGGUGAUCCAUCUCCCUUCAAGCUUGACCACCAUUGGUGAAAUCCUAAAUMAUAUUGCUUCUGUGAGCUUUCUCAUGCAUAAAUAAAUUGGUAAUGUUUUCAUGAUUAACUAGAUUUUUGGUUUCUCUUGCAGUACAUGUKGGCUACUUCUGCUUUGGUUCAGAGGAGCCCCAAUUCCCCAAUCUAAAAAAAUCAACUAGGGCAUGUGUUUGAUUAGCAAACUAAAAAUAUGUUUGCAUUAAAUUAAUUAAUCGUGUUUAUGUUCAUUUAAAUGAUUCAUUGUUUGUUGUACAUGACUCAAAGAAAAUCCUGAUUAAUUAAAUGUAUUCAUGUCAAUCCAAUGAGAAUGAGGUCCCUCAAAACAAUGACUCUGGUAUGGUUAGCUAUUGCGCAUGCUCCAAGCCCACCGGAUGCACAAAAAGUUCGUACAAGCGAGAGUGUGACGUUUGAUGGACGAAUAACCAGGACGUGCAAGAGUACUUUCACCUAAUCAUUUGGCAUCCUUGAUAUUAAGGAUACAUCACAAAAUAUAGCAGUGUCCUCAUGCUCUGAGAUUUGUAUGCACCUCCUCGACAAUACAUGAACACAGACCUUGAAUCCACACUUCCAUGGAGCAAACUGUGAUGGGAGUGUAUGUCAUACAGAAGGAGGGUGCGGAGCCUGGAGGUGACCCCGAGGUCCUCGGUGGUUUGGGGAACAUUGCGAUGGCUUGUUUAUUUGGACUGAUAUAAUGUUUGGUCCUAAGCUACCCACCAGAGCUCAAAUGCACUUUUGAACUCCUGCAGAAGAUUCUUCUAAAUCUGGACGGGCAGAGGUUGUCGUCCAAGGCACAAUUCCUAAAAAAAACAAGCUUCUGGAGUGAGUAAGCUUGAAGAAGACUGAUAGAAGCCUGGUAUUUGUACAUAUCUCUGCAAUGCAGAUUUUUUUAUGUUUAACUUUGAAAGUUCAAAAUUAGAGGUCAUAAAAAUGUUCAAAAGGACUAUUUCAUUUAGUUUGCUCAAAGGAAUGAGAGUAAGAUUGUCUCAUAGGUUGAAGUCUCCUACGUUUUGUGUGUGGGUGGAGCAGACACAGAGCAGUGUUGUUGAACACAUGUUAAAUAGGAUGAAUACAUCAUUAAUGGUUAUAGCCCCCUUAAAAUGUAGUAUUUGUAUUUACAAUGAUUUGAAUAUUUUUUUUAUCAACAUAGCAAAAAAAUUGUGCAAGCAACAUUACUGUAAUGCUUCACUACUUCUGAUUCAUAAAAAAAACUAAAAAUGCAAUGCACACGUGUAGAUUGUAAUAAUUCAGUGUUUUAAAACGGUGUUAAAAUGCAUAUUGUUGCAGUCAUGCACACAUCUUUCUGGAUUAUUUGUAAACUUUGUUUUUAUUAUGGGCCAAGUAUAUUUUGUAGGUUCCAAUGUAUAUUUUAUAGCAUUUUUAUAAAUGUGUUUUAAGAAGUUUAAUUGUUGCAUGACAGAAGUCAUGCUCAAAUCCUAAAAGAUUGUUUUAAGGCUGUUUUCUUAAUGAGCCUCGAUUUAUUUGUUGGAAAAAUAUUCUACAUGCAUUUGUUACAAAAGUUGAAAGAAAUUGUUGAACGUUAACCUUAAAUGACAGAAGUGCACACAUUUUGCAAGACUAUUUGUAAACUCGGUUUUCUUGAAGCCACUGCGCUUAGGAUUUGGAAGUGAAUACAGCAUUCCCAAUUGCAUAAUUAUAUGGUUGAUAUUUGACACAAACAAAAAAUCUAUGUGGUGUUCAAAUAACACAAUCAAGACAAAUUGAUUUUUUCAGUAGUAACUGACAUAUUGUGGAGAUGUGUAAAAAAAAAAGACUGUAGAGAUAAUGAUGGUAAAGAUCUGGUGUAAUGUUAGGUCCACAGGAGGUCAGUGUCUCCAUUUGUGUAAUCCUUCUCGACUGAGUGAACAUUGUUUUGGAAGUUCUAUAGUCUCCAACAU
Molecule: messenger RNA, 2803 nt
Organism: Salvelinus sp. IW2-2015
Lineage: Eukaryota; Metazoa; Chordata; Actinopteri; Salmoniformes; Salmonidae
Source: RefSeq, a predicted model, not a curated record